Messenger RNA from Cyanistes caeruleus (blue tit), 756 nucleotides. The record is from RefSeq and is a predicted model, not a curated record. NCBI's taxonomy places the organism in Eukaryota, Metazoa, Chordata, Aves, Passeriformes, Paridae.
AUGGAGCAGCACCGCGUCCUCACAGCCAGGAGCCGGCAGAUUGAGAUCCAUCUGUCAGCUGACACACGCACGAGCCCAAUAAAACGCUUCAGAGAACCAAAGCAUGAAAGACGUCCCUGGAGGAUAUGGUUUUUAGAUACUUCCAAGCAAGCCAUAGGGAUGUUGUUCAUCCACUUUGCAAAUGUCUAUUUAUCAGACCUUACAGAAGAAGACCCUUGUUCACUGUACCUUAUCAACUUCUUGCUGGAUGCCACCUUAGGAAUGCUGCUAAUCUACAUUGGGGUCCGUGCUGUGAGCAGCAUCGUGGAAUGGCAGCAGUGGGAGUCCCUCCGCUUUGGGGAAUAUGGUGACCCCCUGCAGUGCAGUGCUUGGAUGGGCCAGUGUGCUCUGUACAUAAUGAUUAUGACAUUUGAGAAAACCAUCAUCAUCAUAGUGCUGCUUAUACCUCAGUGGAAAGAGGUGGCUUUAUUGAAUCCCAUAGAGAACCCCCAGCUGGAGCUGGCAAUCGUCAUGCUGAUAGUUCCCUUCUUUGUUAACGCGCUGAUGUUCUGGGUAGUAGAUAAUUUCCUUAUGAAGAAAGGGAAGACAAAAGCUAAACUUGAAGAAAAGGAAGCGGGACAAGAUUCAAGAAAUGGAAGUAAAGUCCGAUACAGGAGAGCAGCAUCACAUGAGGAGUCAGAGUCAGAAAUCCUUAUUUCAGCAGAUGAUGAGAUGGAGGAGUCGGACGCUGAGGAGGACCUGUUUCAUACAAAGUGA